AAAGAACACGCCACGGCCGCCCACCCGCUGACAUCCACGCCGCUCCCCGCGAGCUUUGCCUCGCCAGCUCGCCAUGCCGCCCCCAUCCCUCCUGUCCCUCCUCCCCGCAGCGUCCCUCUCCCCGCGAAGCCGCCGAGCGAGGCGCGAAGCCCCUACGGCGAGCGACCGCCUCCAUUAUUCCCGCCUCCCCGUCCUCAGCGCACGGGCUCCCUCGCCGCCGCAUUCGUUAUCCUCUACCUCCUCUGUCGGCGGCGGCGGAGGUGGAGGAGGCGACGAGCUCCACCUGCUAGACAAGCCCUUCCCCUCCGCCCUGGCGGAGGAGGACGAGGACGACCCCGAGCCUGAGCCCGCUCCGGCGCUGUCCCAGGGCGAAGCGCUCGCGCCGUACCUCAACUUUUUCCAGGUGAAGGGCGGCGACGGCAGUGAGUGCGCGGCCGCCGUGAGGAGCUCCGUGGACGACGCCUCGGAGGACGGAGACGACGCCGGUGGGCGUGGGGUCAUUUACUACGACCCCAAGCCCGGGGACCUCGUCGUCGGCGUCGUCGUCGGGGGCGACUGGCGGGCACUCGACGUCGACGUCGGCGCUGGAGGAGAGCCAGCUCUGAUGCUGGCCAAGGAGGCGGCGCCGGUUUCAGCGGUGGAGCUCGGUUACCUGGCGUGCGAUGUCGCAUCCAGCGGCGGCGGCGCGAGUGAGUUCGCCGCGGAAGGCAGGGUUGGCGUCGUGGUCAGCGGCCGGGAGGGGAGCGUGACGGCCAGGAGGAGCGGGAAGGAUAAAGGUGCCCCGGUGGUGGGCGUUGGCAUGGUGGUGUUCGCCGAGGUCCUCGGUCGAACACUUGGCGGGCGGCCGUUGCUGUCCGCGCGCAGGCUGUUCCGGCGCGUCGCGUGGCACAGAGUGAGGCAGAUAAAGCAACUAAAUCUACCUAUCAUGGUUAAAGUUUUUGAGUGGAAUGCUGGAGGCUUGAUAUCAAGAAUUGAGGGGCUCCGAGCGUUCCUCCCUAAGGCUGAGAUGAUGAGAAGACCAAGAAAUUUCACAGAUCUAAAGAAUAAUGUUGGCCGACAGAUCCAUGUCUGCAUUACAAGGACUGAUGAAAGGACUAACGAAUUGAUAAUCAGUGAAAAAGAGGCAUGGGCAAUGGCAUACCUUAGAGAAGGGGCUCUCUUGGAAGGGACAGUCCGCAAGUUGUUUCCAUAUGGUGCACAAAUUAGGAUUGGCGAGACUAACAGAGGUGGUCUGCUGCAUAUCUCAAAGAUAACACAUGGUCAGCUGCGAUCCGUCAGUGAUGUGCUUAAAGUGGGUGAGAGAGUGAAAGCUCUUGUGAUCAAAUCAACAGCACCGGACCGAAUUGCUCUUAGUAUUAAGGACCUUGAGAGCGAACCUGGACUGUUUCUCUCUGACAAAGAGAAGGUGUUCUCGGAGGCUGAAGAGAUGGCGCAAAGAUACCGUGAUCAGAUUUCAGAGACGCCUCGAUCUGACGGUUCUGGCUCCUCGUGCAACCACGACGCUAUCGCGUUCGAGGACGAAGCAGAAUCCUACGCGAACUGGAAGUGGUUGAAAUUCAUCAAGUCUGACGAAGUAAACCUUAACCCUAGUGAUACCCGCUCAGGAUUGUAACGCAGGAUCCCUCUGCAGAAAAUUUUGCUCAAUCCAGCACCCACUCUUGCAAAUACUGACUGUUCUAAGUAGCACUUGCUCAGCCACGGAGAAUCGGCCUUGUCUCGGCCAAUUUUCCUACGGUGCGGGGGCGGCCGACGAACUCCCAGCUUCUGCGACACCUCAAAGUCUGGACGUUGUGAUUUGUGACCGUCAGACGAAUGAUGGUGAGACAAGAGGCUUUCCUUUCUGGUUCA
This is a messenger RNA of Brachypodium distachyon (stiff brome), 1848 nucleotides long. RefSeq lists its product as uncharacterized. Lineage: Eukaryota; Viridiplantae; Streptophyta; Magnoliopsida; Poales; Poaceae. The transcript is spliced from 8 exons. The record is from RefSeq and is a predicted model, not a curated record. Gene Ontology annotation, biological process: RNA stabilization. The coding region runs from base 74 to 1612 and encodes 512 amino acids. Gene Ontology annotation, molecular function: RNA binding.